Molecule: messenger RNA, 906 nt
Organism: Guillardia theta CCMP2712
Lineage: Eukaryota; Cryptophyceae; Pyrenomonadales; Geminigeraceae
Exons: 8
Coding region: 1-906 (301 amino acids)
Source: RefSeq, a predicted model, not a curated record
AUGCUCGAUGAGAAAGGGCUGCCCAUGGCGGGAGGGAAGAAGCACUUGUUUGACGGGCAGGUGCUGGCAGAGUACAUGAUCUCGCAAGGGAGGUUCGAGAACCCCUACAACCGGAGGAUGCUCACGCGCGAGGACUGCCUGCGGUUGGACAAGCACUGCAUGGAGAUAGGUGCUUCAAGACAGCUCCAUGGAAGGAUUUCUGUCACCGAGGCCUUCGAUCUUCAGCAAGCCAUCAAAGUCGUGAGGAAGGAGCCUGCUAGUGGGCAAGGCCCAGGUUUGGUAGUCAUAGACGACGACAAAGACGAGGUUGACCCAUGGGAGCGUCGCAAGCAAGGCUGGACCAUGGAGGAAACAGAUUUUCCCGACUUGAUAGAUCAUUCCAACAUCCUGGCAGAUCUCCGAGACGCGUCGCUAGAGGACUCCGACUCCUUUGUCAGGGUUGCAGAGCGACUGGCAGCUCAGGUGACCUGCAUCGAGCAGGCAGAGAGAGAAGCAGAGAACCAAGAAGCUGAGCUGGAGCAAGCUGCGGUCCAAGCUUCUGAAAGGUUGAGAGCUGAAGAGGAGGAGAAAGAAUGGGAAGAGGUGGAAGAUGCAAUCAAGCUCAAGAAUUUUCUGGAGCACAAAGAAGAAGAAAAGCAGAAGAAUCUUGAGGCGAAGAGACAGCAGGAGGAGGAGGCUAGGAUUGCUCAACAGAAAGCAGAAGAAGAAGCAGCUGCAUUGGCAGAGAUGAAGAAGAUGAAAGAGAAACUGAAGAAGAAGAUGAAGAAAGAGAGGGAGAAGGAGAAGAAAGCAGCUGAAAGGGAACUCCGAGAAAAGGAGCAGCAAGAAAUCAGCGCGAGAGAGAAAGAGGAGCAAGCACGUCAGAAAUCCUCUGUACGGCCACACACUUGCACAGCUUCCGCUUGA